Molecule: messenger RNA, 2087 nt
Organism: Rhinopithecus roxellana (golden snub-nosed monkey)
Lineage: Eukaryota; Metazoa; Chordata; Mammalia; Primates; Cercopithecidae
Gene: CHMP3
Product: charged multivesicular body protein 3
Exons: 6
Coding region: 147-812 (221 amino acids)
Biological process (GO): endosome transport via multivesicular body sorting pathway; late endosome to vacuole transport; protein transport
Cellular component (GO): ESCRT III complex; multivesicular body
Source: RefSeq, a predicted model, not a curated record
UGCGCACCAUCCUCUACUGCUGCCGCUCCCUACUCUGGGCGUCGGGACUACCUCCCUCUCCGCGGGCCCCGCCCAGGCGGCUGCCCGUGACCUGCCUGGGCGCGGGGAACGGAAAGCCGGAAGGGGCAAGACGGGUUCAGUUCGUCAUGGGGCUGUUUGGAAAAACCCAAGAGAAGCCGCCCAAAGAACUGGUCAAUGAGUGGUCAUUGAAGAUAAGAAAGGAAGUGAGAGUUGUGGACAGGCAAAUAAGGGAUAUCCAAAGAGAAGAAGAAAAAGUGAAACGAUCUGUGAAAGAUGCUGCCAAGAAAGGCCAGAAGGAUGUCUGUGUAGUUCUGGCCAAGGAGAUGAUCAGGUCAAGGAAGGCUGUGAGCAAGCUAUAUGCCUCCAAAGCGCACAUGAACUCAGUGCUCAUGGGGAUGAAGAACCAGCUGGCGGUCUUGCGAGUGGCUGGUUCCUUGCAGAAGAGCACAGAAGUGAUGAAGGCUAUGCAAAGUCUUGUGAAGAUUCCAGAAAUUCAGGCCACCAUGAGGGAGUUGUCCAAAGAAAUGAUGAAGGCUGGGAUCAUAGAAGAGAUGUUAGAGGACACUUUUGAAAGCAUGGACGAUCAGGAAGAAAUGGAGGAAGAAGCAGAAAUGGAAAUUGACAGAAUUCUGUUUGAAAUUACAGCAGGGGCCUUGGGCAAAGCACCCAGUAAAGUGACCGAUGCCCUUCCAGAGCCAGAACCUUCAGGAGCGAUGGCUGCCUCAGAUGAGGAGGAGGAGGAAGAGGCUCUGGAGGCUAUGCAGUCCCGGCUGGCCACACUCCGCAGCUAGGGGCUGCCUACCCCGCUGGGUGUGCUCACACUCCUCUCAAGAGCUGCCAUUUUAUGUAUCUCUUGCAUUACACCUCCGUUGUGAGGACUACCAUUUUGGAGAAGGUUCUGUUUGUCUCUUUUCACUCUCUGCCCAGGUUUUGGGAUCGCAAAGAAUUUGUUCUUGUAAAGGUGGUGUAAAUAAAUGCAUCAUUUUUAGGAGUAUAGACAGAAAUAUCUUAUUUUGGGGAGGAGAAAGAAAUCCAUCUUCUCAUGAAGCAGUUCUGAAAAUACAGGUGAUUGCGUGAAUGUCGAAGAUUCUACUUUUGUCUAUAAAACACUGUAUAAAUGAAUUUUAAUAAAUUUUUGCUUUAGCACUUGGCCCCAUUGUAGAUUGCUCUGUGCAGUAAACUUUCAAGGUGUUGGCUCUCCCAGAUUGCUUCAUUUGUUGGGUGUGGAAAGAGUUGCGAUGGCCAGGCAUAUGGGAUUUGGAAGCUCAGCAGAACUGAUUUCUGCUCUGUGGAUGCUGCUCCCCAGCCUUCACAGACAUGGUAUGGCAGCCAUUCUUUUAUCUGUUUAACCAAGAGGAUGCUUGGGAAUUGUGCUGCUUGUCCUGUUGGCUGGUGGCUGUAUUAUGUCCUGGGGUGUGUAUGUGGGUCUAUUUAGAACUUCUGUCCCUUCCCAUUGCAAGUUGCACCCAGAUCAGACAGCUGUAGGACUAGGUCUCUUUCACCUCUCAUUGCCUGUCCCUGCUUUGAGCUGGUUGUCUUGUGCAUGGGACAUGGGCCUUCCUAUCCGUGUUUUCUCAAAGUCAGGAGCUGACCAGGAGCACUCUAAGGUGUGGUCAUGCAUCCUAACCAACAUUCACUCAUCUGGGACAUUCUUAAGAUACAUUUAUAAAUCAUUUUAACAGUAACACUUUGUAUGUGUUGAGAGUUUACAAAGCUCUUUGACAUAUGCGAUCUCAUUUAGUCUUUACAAAUAAGGAAAACAGCGCAGUUUGGGAAGUAUCAGAGCUGGGAUUCAAACCCAGAUCCUCUGGUCCAAGUUGUAUGUGCACUGAACUAAUCAGGCAGGAAAAAAGCCCAGCCACUGUCUUCACAGAUCGGUUUUUGUAUAUUGUAGCAAAAUCCUGAAACAAUGGGGUCCUUCCAGCCUCAUCAUACAAAAUGGCAAUCUUGGCUGGGUGUGGUGGUUCGUGCCUAUAAUCCCAGUGCUUUACAAGGCUGAGGCAGGAGGCUGUCUUGAGAAUAGGAGUUCAAGAUCAGCCUGGGCAACAUAGCAAGAUCCUGUCUCU